GCCGUUAUUCGUCCUACUUCGAGGGAAACAAGUUCUAUAUCUUCGCAAACUGUACCACCUUUGCUUAGAUUUUCCUGCUUUUGUUCAUAAUAACAUCAGUAGCCUUAGUGUGUACUACAAAGAUGAGACGCGCCAAAGGAAUAGGCGCUAUAAAUAAACAGAAAUUGGCACAGGCCAAGUAUAAAGACAAGGGCAGUGAGAUUGCGGAGGACCAGCUGAGCCAGAUGUCUAAGAUGCUGGAAGCCUUCCGCACUAACCUGGAAGAGUUUGCCUCUAGUCACAAGAAUGACAUCCGUCGCAACCCGGAGUUCCGCAUGCAGUUCCAGGAAAUGUGUGCCACGAUUGGGGUGGACCCGCUGGCUUCCAGCAAAGGAUUUUGGUCUGAAAUGCUUGGCGUCGGUGAUUUCUACUACGAGCUUGGGGUGCAGAUCAUUGAGGUGUGCAUUGCGACACAGCAUCGCAACGGGGGCUUGCUGAGCCUGGAGGAACUACUGAGGAAAGUCAGAGCGACGCGGGGGAGAACGAAACAGGCACAGGAUGUCAGUCUAGACGACCUGAUGAGAGCCAUUAAGAAGUUGCGUAUCCUAGGCAACGGUUUUGCCCUGCACAGACUUCAAGAUGGCCGCUACAUAGUGCAGUCUGUCCCCGCAGAACUCAACAUGGACCACACGAAUGUACUGAAUCUAGCAGAGGGUUCAGGUUAUGCAUCUUUCUCGAUGUUGAAACAGCAGUUGAAAUGGGAUGAUGAUAGAGCACAUCUUGUUAUGGAUCGUAUGGUGCAGGAGGGACUGGUGUGGGUAGACGACCAGAACAAAGGAGAGCGUUUAUACUGGUUCCCGGGCCUCUUCCCUGACACAACGUGAUCAAGUCAAGACAGCAAAGUGGCCCUUGACCAUGGAUAUUAUAACAAAGAACAGUACUGUACUGAAAAUCUAAUGACCAGUCACCACAAAAUGAGCUUUAAGUUGGAAAUUGCCAUUUUGCAGUACAGUGGGGCAGUGCCAACAUUUGAAGGGGUGGUCAAUUGUUUUUGUUUCCAGGUAAACCUUCAUCUGUAUUAAAGUCCUGUGCUACCUUUCUCCAAUGUUUUUGUUCAGUCAAAAAACCUUUAAACCUAUUUCAUCCCGUCUUAUGGAGUGUAAAAAGUGGACAACCAUAUUUUCUCAUUUUCUGCUAGUAGAAUUUUAGGUUUUUUAAAAUGGCAACACCGGAUUUUAAAAAUGUAAAAUUUUCUGCCAGCAGAAAUUUGGAUUUUACUUUGAGGACUUUCUCGGCGCCUCAAAAGUGGAAAACCUAAAAGUCUACCAGCAGAAAGUGGGAAAAUACAGUUGUCCACUUUUGAUGCUCCAUACCGUCUUUUAUAAGUUGACUGUUCAAUCAAAAUAUAACUUCAGGAUUUUUCAAUGCCAUUUUCUCGAAAAUCAGUUUUACACCUUCAAGUAAGUUGGUGGUCUAUAUUUCCGUUACUGAACUCAGUACCCUUAAUGUUGUAUACCAUUGGAAAGCUCUUGUUCUGCAGAAUCCAGAUACAUAAAUAUUUCAAAUCUUAAAAAGUCUGACUUCAAGCUCAUUUUGUGAUGACAUCACAAUUGUAAACUGACAAAAAAAGGCCAACGGGCAAGUUGCAUCAAGUUAAUGAAAGUCGUAGAAGCCCAACAUUUGGAAGCAGAGUUUCGAGAGAUUAGUUAUGUUUGUAACAAGCAUAUGCACCUUUUGGUGUGCAUAUUGUGGAGAAAUGUUCUCAGUCUGUCAAAAUCAAACAACUUUCAGUGUACCAGUAAUAAUUUUUUUUAAAAACAAAAUAAGAACAACCGAUCCAUGUAAAGUAAUAGCAACAAGAAACUCCCUCCUACACAGACAGUCCAAAAUGCCAUCCACUUCCCCUGCCAUGCCCUUUAACACAGGCUAGUCACUGACAG
Patiria miniata (bat star) is the source of this 1919-nucleotide messenger RNA. Its product is annotated as vacuolar-sorting protein SNF8-like. The record is from RefSeq and is a predicted model, not a curated record. NCBI's taxonomy places the organism in Eukaryota, Metazoa, Echinodermata, Asteroidea, Valvatida, Asterinidae. Gene Ontology annotation, biological process: protein transport to vacuole involved in ubiquitin-dependent protein catabolic process via the multivesicular body sorting pathway. Bases 123 to 863 code for a protein of 246 amino acids. Gene Ontology annotation, cellular component: ESCRT II complex. The transcript is spliced from 6 exons.